This is a messenger RNA of Diabrotica virgifera virgifera (western corn rootworm), 336 nucleotides long. RefSeq lists its product as uncharacterized. Bases 1 to 336 code for a protein of 111 amino acids. The transcript is spliced from 3 exons. Lineage: Eukaryota; Metazoa; Arthropoda; Insecta; Coleoptera; Chrysomelidae. The record is from RefSeq and is a predicted model, not a curated record.
AUGUUUGCUGUUGGAAAUAAUUGGAAAGGUCACUCACCAAAAAAUAGCAGAGGAAAAUGUAAAUGUAUAAAACUUUCGGUUGAUUUAGAGCUAUAUGGAUUAAUUACAUUGCAGAUUCAAAAAUAUAAUGAGCAGAAGGUUUUGGACCAGUUGAAGAGAGACCAAACUGCGGACAAAAAAGACAUACUUGCAACAGGUGGUGGCACAUUUAUUCCUCGUCUCACAUAUGUAGGGGCACAAAUGUUGAGUUUGAUUGGCAAUCAAAUCCAACCUUUACCCAACAGUUGUGACAGUGCAUCUGGUUUCUUCACAUCUGAUGAGUCCUUAUUAUAUUAA